Messenger RNA from Nicotiana tabacum (common tobacco), 2418 nucleotides. Its product is annotated as putative glycosyltransferase At5g03795. NCBI's taxonomy places the organism in Eukaryota, Viridiplantae, Streptophyta, Magnoliopsida, Solanales, Solanaceae. Gene Ontology annotation, molecular function: glycosyltransferase activity. The record is from RefSeq and is a predicted model, not a curated record.
ACCAAAAAUGCUCUGACUUUACGAGGACGUGUGGCAUUCAUGAAGUGAUACUUGGAAUUCCAAAACAGCACCCAGAAACCAACGUCUUGCAUGGCUUUGCAGUCUUCUUGAAUUUUCAUUACUCACAGUUCUUUAUUCAACAAUCAUAUUACUAUUCAAAUUCUUGAUAUUCGCAGUUCAUGGAUUGUAGAGGAAAGAAGAAGUGACAAGAGGGAAACUCUGCUGUAAGUAUAGCCUUUGCAUGUUAAGAGUGGUUCAAUCAGAAUUCAAGUGAUUGGCAAAGAGAUGGAUUAGGCUAGUGAUUUAAUCAAGAGAUAGAAAUUAUGGGUUCUGAGUUCCAUCUAUUUCUGUGCCGGGCUGAGACCAGGAGAGCAUUAUGGCUAAUGGGAAGUGUGUUUGCAUUUGUCAUACUAGUUCAAUACUUACAACUUCCAUAUGGAACCCUUAUAGGAUCCCUAUUUUCUGGUUUAAAUUCCAAUAAAAUGAACAAUAAUAAUGCACAACUCAAUGUUACCGCGGGAUUUGAUGGGAAAAUCAAGAUAAACGACUACAAUUUUUCGACUGAGUCAAAGACGAUUGGUAAUCCUGAAGAUACAACUUUAAUUCAGCAGUCCACACAGCCGAAUGAUAGUUCUGGAGUGGAAUUGCUUAAACCAAACAGGACGUUAGCACCAGAUAAAGCUAAGGAAGUUGGCUACAUAUUCAAUGGUAAUAAUGAAAAUGUAGCCCCGAUGUUUGAAGAACAAAGCAAAGAUGAUAUUGUCCCUCUAGCCUCUAACGUCGCAUCAUCGCCAAUGAUUUCACCAGCUCCCUCUGUUUCGCUUACACAAGUUAAUGAUAAUUUGACCACUCGGGGUAGUUCUCAUAAUCGCCAUGGUGCCACAACUACUCAGAAUGAUGAAGUAGCUGUGAUCGUCCCUUUAAACUCGAAUGCUACAUCACAGCCCAUGAAUUUACCAGCUCCCUCUGUUUCACUUAGACAUGUUGGUGAUAAUUCGACUGCUCUGGCUAGUUCUCAUAAUCCCUAUGAUAUCACCACUACUCCAAGAAAUGGUUCCACUACGACCAACUCCCCGGCUGUGAAGGAAGCGACAGAUAGGCCAGUGGAAGAAGUAGUGUCAAUAUCUGAAAUGACUAAAAUGAUGCUCCGGAGUCAUCCCUCGAGCCUUCUAACGAAGCCAAUGUGGUCUUCGGCCAGUGAUGAAGGAUUGCGGAGUGCAAAGUCACAGAUCGAAAGUGCAGCCAACAUUAUCAGUGAUCCAGGCCUACAUGCACCAGUUUAUCACAAUGUUUCAAAAUUUAAAAGGAGCUAUGAGUUAAUGGAACGGAGUCUCAAGGUUUACAUAUACAGGGAGGGAAAGAGACCAGUAUUUCAUCAACCAAGGCUCAAGGGCAUCUAUGCUUCAGAAGGUUGGUUCAUGCAGCAGUUAAAAGCAAGCCAGCAUUUCCUUACCAAUGACCCAAACAAAGCACACCUAUUUUACUUGCCCUUUAGUUCUCAAAUUUUGGGAGAAGUUGUGUAUGUGCGCGGUUCUCACAGCUUCACCAACCUAAAAGCAUAUUUGAAGAACUAUGUUGAUUUGAUCAAGGGAAGAUAUCCAUUCUGGAACAGAACACAAGGAGCUGAUCAUUUUCUUGUUGCUUGCCACGACUGGGCCCCAGAAGAAACUAGGCAUGAGAUGGCCAAUUGCAUAAAGUCUUUUUGCAAUGCUGAUUUGAAAGAAGGAUUCAAGUUAGGAAAGGAUGCUCCUCUACCGGAAACAAAUAUUGGCUCAGCUGAUCCCUCGAGAAGCCUUGGAGGCAAACGUCCUAGUCAACGAGAAUUCCUUGCUUUCUUCGCAGGCAGUAUGCAUGGGUAUGUCCGUCCUAUUCUUUUAAAGUACUGGCAAAACAAAGAUCCAAACAUGAAAAUCUUUGGGCGGAUGCGCAAGACUGACUACAUCCAGCACAUGAAGAGCAGUAGAUACUGCAUUUGUGCAAGAGGUUAUGAAGUCAACAGUCCACGAGUCGUGGAGGCUAUUUCAUAUGAGUGCGUUCCCGUGAUCAUAUCUGAUAACUUCAUACCACCAUUUUUGGAGACAUUGAACUGGGAGUCCUUUGCUGUUUUCAUCCAAGAGAAGGACAUUCCUAAUCUAAAGUCUAUACUCGAAUCGAUCCCACUAAGAAGAUAUGUGAAACUGUAUCACAAUGUGAAGAAGGUACAACAACAUUUCCUUUGGCAUCCUGAACCUGUAAAGUAUGACAUUUUCCACAUGAUACUUCAUUCUAUUUGGUACAAUAGAGUUUUCCAGAUUGCAUCCUAGCUAGUUUUGUUUAUCAUCAUCUUGUGCUUUGGAAAGGAAAGCAGAGUACAUAAAUGUGAGCACAUUAUUUCGAUUUAUUGCCAAGAAACUUGCUAUUAGAGUUUUUUGUUUACGC